Messenger RNA from Durusdinium trenchii, 303 nucleotides. The record is from the annotation of a GenBank genome assembly. Lineage: Eukaryota; Dinophyceae; Suessiales; Symbiodiniaceae.
AUGCCCAGAACAUGUCGUCAUCAGGCUAAGUUGUCCACUCGCCGUGGUGGCCUGCGUCGCUUGCGAAGAGUUUCGGCAGCUGCGGCAGCUCCAGCUGACUUUCAACUUGGAGGUGGUUUCGGGGCUGAUGGUCCUGACCAAGCAGAAGAUGCUCAGGUGAAGUACCCUCUCAUUGGCACGCGGAGGAGUUCGGGCCCAGUGCAGUACGACACGUGGCACCAGGUGCGCUCACAAGUUGCAGCCUACUUGCCCAAAAAGUCCACAACUUCAGAGUCCAGUGAGGAGCUCUUAAGUGGUUCUUAG